AUGUGGAAGAUCAACAAACACUUUACGCUAUCCUACAGCAUCGCGGCUUUCGUAGCUUCCAUGAGUAUCAUCAUAGGCAUAUCAUCAUGCAUCAGCAAUGGCGUCACUCAUAGCACCGCUUUCUCAGCUCUCGUCGCCACGACGUGCAACCCCGAACUCGAUGCUCUAUACAAGGAUCAUUGCAUGGGCCCACUACCCACUGACAAGGAAAUGGUAAAGACGAGACUGAGAUUUGGAGAGCUGGAAAAGGAUCCUGUGGAGGAAAUGGCAGGGAUGGAUGGGAAUGUUGAAGUUGAACAUCUGGCAUUUGGUGUUGAGGAUAAUGUGAUGAGAUUGAGAAAGCCUGAGGUUUAUACUUGA
This is a messenger RNA of Botrytis byssoidea, 360 nucleotides long. RefSeq lists its product as uncharacterized. Lineage: Eukaryota; Fungi; Ascomycota; Leotiomycetes; Helotiales; Sclerotiniaceae. Bases 1 to 360 code for a protein of 119 amino acids. The record is from RefSeq and is a predicted model, not a curated record. The transcript has a single exon.